This is a messenger RNA of Diospyros lotus (date-plum), 1586 nucleotides long. Its product is annotated as classical arabinogalactan protein 6-like. The coding region runs from base 457 to 933 and encodes 158 amino acids. The record is from RefSeq and is a predicted model, not a curated record. The transcript has a single exon. Lineage: Eukaryota; Viridiplantae; Streptophyta; Magnoliopsida; Ericales; Ebenaceae.
AAAUUAAUUUGCAAUCUUAUGAAGAUUUCAGGAUUACGCAUAUAUACACUUUGUAUGUAUUGUUAAUAGUCUCCCUUAAAUUACACCAUCGAUCCCAAUGAAACAGAAACAGAAAGAUCCAUUCUUUCUAAUUAAUACAUACAUGGUGAUCGAUCCUCCUGCCAGCCACUGAACCCCAUGCAAAUCGCACCACCAACAGACUCGCUCUCAUCAAACUUUCCGUUUCACAUUGCUGCCAUUCUCCGCCGUGCCCGGACCUCCAUUUGCGCCGCUGCCGCCACCUGUCCCCUCCGCCAACCCCUAUAUAUUCCCCUCCAUCCCCCACCGGAUUCCUCAUUCUCUGAUCUCCGCAGUAGUGAUCUUCUCUACUAUAUCCCAUCUUAGAGAAAAUCCACUGCGCCAUCGGAGAAUCCCAAUAAAGCUUUCUCCAUCUUCAUCAACAACUCAUCCUCACAAAUGGCCCGCCAGUUGGUCGUCCUCGCUGCCAUCUUCCUCGCCGUCUUCGGCUCCGUCUCUGCCAGAUCCCCCAGCCCCGCCCCGGCUGAAUCCCCCAAGGCUGCGGCCCCAGCUUCAUCAUCCCCCGCUGCCACCCCAGCUUCCGUUCAGGCUCCAGAUGCCCCCCCAGCUUCCGGCCCGGCUCCCGCCGCCACCCCAGCUUCCGGCCCUGCUCCAACCGCCACCCCAGCUUCCGGCCCCGCUCCCGCCACCACCCCAGCUUCUAGCCCGGCCGACGCUCCCUCCGCCGAAACCCCGGAGGCCGAUGACGUCUCAUCUCCCCCCGCCCCUGGCAGCGAAUCAGCCUCCCCCGCCGGUGAGCCAACAGCCGCGGACGCAUCCCCGGCCGAGGCACCAGACAGCGGCGCCGCUGCUUUGAAGGUCACAUCCGUCGCCGGUGUCGCAGCUGCGGCAGCAAGUUUCUUUUUCUUCUUCUAAGCAGUGAAAGAUCGGUGAUGGUGUGGAGUGUUUUUGAUAGAGUGGAGAUCAUCCUCAUAUGAAGAGGAAGCCAUUGCUCGUGAGCUCUUAAUUAGCAACCAUUUUCAUGCAUGGUUUGCGUUAAGAUUAUAGUAACUCCACUUGAUUCAAAAUCUCUAUUCAACGAGCAAUGUUAUUAUGAUUUUAACUUUGCAUUUUGUUUUGUUUUUGCUUGCAUCUUAAUUUGGAUGAUAUUAAACAUUUCGAACACCCAACAUAUCUUAAUUAGGAUCGAAGGAUCGAAUCAUACAUACAAAUCACAUCCAGAAAUCAAGAGAAGUUGGUUAAGUGAACUGCUCAAAUAUGAGCCAUGAGGGGGUGCUGACAAAAUGAUCAGUAAGUUAUGAUUUUAUAUACAUACAUUCAGAAUUAAAGCAAUCAUUGACAAUUCUAAACCCUUGGAUAGAAAUAUAGCAAAAUCAAUCGGAAAGCAAAUGGGUUUCAGUUCUAAAGCUUAUGAAAUUAUAUCAAAAUUGUUCACUAAAAUAUGAAAUUGGGACAAAGAAACAUACAUAAUAAAAGAAAGGACCCAACGUCAUAAUCAUGUGUGGAUUUAAUAAUUCAGUUACGGUUCUUGAACCUGGUGGACCCAUGAAUACCCCUCUUAUGGCCAA